ACACUCUCUUAGUGAGUUCAAUACCAUCUGGCAUCUUACCAAAUCUGUGCCGAUUUCUUCCACUCUGGUUCUUUCUCUCAUUUCUUCCUUCAUUGGAAAUCAUUCGAGUUGGGGCACAUUCAUGGCAAAUCUCUCUGUUCUUAUAGGAACAAGAUUUCUCACUUCGCCAUAUCAUGUCGCCAAGUCGGCCAGGGUUACAAUGUACGUUCCGUCGCAGGGAAAACUAAUAGAGGAGAAAACGAAAGAAACUACAAACGGGGAGUUUCUUCCUGUUAUCCUUGAUGUUGGAACAAACAAUCAGAAACUUCUUGAAGACCAUCUUUCUCACAAGUCACAACCAGAGCUAGGCUGAAGUAUGUGAUGUUCAAUCCAAUCAUAUCCAUCAUUAACAAAACUUCCACGAGGAAGGCAAGGAAGAGAUGUUAUUUUGAUGAUGGAGCAAAGCUUUCGGAGAUUGUAAACAAUUCCAGUUUACGAGUUUAACUUGCACUCUUCAUCAAGUCUAGUGUAUGGUUGAGUGGGUGGAAUUACUUUUAUAUCCUUCUUUUAUAGAGUCAGUAUCUUGGAUACAUAUUCGGUCCCGACUAAAGUUGAACGAACAACUUUGAUUUCUUAUGUUUGAUUUCAAUUAUUUGUCAAAGAUGUACGCGUGUACUUUAAGAGCUAAUUGUAUUUUUAACUAUCAAUCUUAUAAUUCAAUUGAAC
Messenger RNA from Cuscuta epithymum, 705 nucleotides. The record is from the annotation of a GenBank genome assembly. NCBI's taxonomy places the organism in Eukaryota, Viridiplantae, Streptophyta, Magnoliopsida, Solanales, Convolvulaceae.